GACUGUGUUGCGUGGUAUCUAGGUGACAAGGAUAGGUCCGCCCCUUUUCCCCGUCCCCUCCCUCCCCCUCCCCGCCCCAGUCCCCCUCCCUUUUCCCCAAGUCCCGCCUCAGGCCCUGGUUUUGCGCUCUCCUGGAAGCUCCGCCCCUUUCCUCAUCCGCACCCACCCAGGAGUCUCUGUACGCCCAAGGCCCGCCUCUUACGGAAGCCGAGCAGGAAGAGAAACAAACAACAGGCGAGAGAGAUAGAGACGCCCUCAGGGACCCGCAGCCCACCCGCCUGCCUGCGGGCCUGCGAGGCCCGGCCGGCUGGGCCCAGCGAGGGGAGGGGGGCGUGGGAGUAACGGCCCGGCCCGGGCUCGGGGAGGCUCCGGCUUCGGCUCAUCGUGGGCUCCCUCCGCUGUCACAGAGCCCUGGGCCGCCGUGGCCAUGGAACGGCCCGUCAAAAAGAUGAGGCACCUCAAGCAGCUCAGGUUGCAGGUCAUGACCUGGAACGUGGCGUGUGCAUCACCCCCGACCAACAUCGCUGAUUUGCUCCUGCUAGACAGCCAACCUUUGAGCACAGACAUGUAUGUCAUUGGUUUACAGGAAGUAAAGUCCGGCAUCAUCAAUUACAUUUCUGAGUUGGCGUUUGAAGAUCCAUGGAGCAAGCUCUUCAUGGAUGUGCUUUCCCCUCUGGGUUAUAUAAAGGUGACCGCUGUAAGAAUGCAAGGACUCCUCCUACUGGUCCUUGUCAAGCGCCAGCAUGUGCCCUUCAUUUCUGGCAUCAACACCAACUAUACCCGUACUGGCCUUGGUGGCUACUGGGGGAACAAAGGGGGUGUCGCCAUCUGCUUUCGGAUGUAUGGCUAUGCCAUCUGCUUCCUCAACUGCCACCUGCCUCCCCAUAUGUCCAACAUUGACCAGCGGCUCAGCGACUUUGACAAGAUCCUGGAGAUGCAGAACUUUGAGAAAGAAGACAUCCCCAACAUCCUGGACCAUGACCUCCUCGUGUGGUUUGGUGACCUGAACUUCCGCAUUGAGGAUUACGGGCUGUGUUUUGUCCAGGAAUCCAUCAGCAAUCAGGAUUACAGUGUCCUCUGGAAGAAAGAUCAGCUCAACAUGAUUAAGAAGACAGAUUCACUGCUCCAGCAGUUCCAGGAGGGUCCUCUGCUCUUCCAGCCAACCUAUAAGUUUGAUGUCAACUCAGAAAAUUAUGAUUCCAGUGAGAAAAGACGAAAACCAGCAUGGACUGACCGCAUCCUUUGGAGGCUGAAGCGGGAGCUCUUAAAUAACCCUGUGGACUCAGAGGAACGUGAGCGCUUCUUCUCUGUGACAUUGAAGAGUUAUGAAAGCCACAUGAAAUAUAAAAUCAGUGACCACAAGCCAGUCACGGCAACCUUUGAGGUGGAGCUGAAGUCCCUACUGUUAACCACACCGAUCACCUUGGUUCCUGAGGGUCAGUGGAUUACACCUUACGAUUUGGUGGUCAGCUACAACCAGAGCCCUGACUUCAUCAGCAGCAACUGGGACUGGAUUGGCCUCCACAAGGUUGUGAUACGUCAUGUGAAGGAUUAUGUGAGCUAUGCUUGGGUCAAGGACAACUUGGUUUCCUCGAGUGAAGGGCUUCACCAGGUUUAUAUCAAUGCUGGCGGUUUUCCAGAGGAAGGGGGAGAGUUUCUUCUCAGUUACUAUAGUAACAACCUUCAGGGUAUAGUGGGACUGAGUGAACCUUUCCAGAUCUCUAAAAAUGACCUGACUCCAGAAGACUGGAGAGAAAAGAAAGGAGAUCCAUUGAUGUAUUGAGCCAGGGUGAAUGCCUAAAUGGGUGGGGGGGGGGGGGGUGUCACAGCUCCCCCUGAUGGCUGCUGCUUGUGUGUCCAGCUCUCUCAAGAUAAGGGCAGCCCCUGCAGAGCAGCCCAUCUCCCCUAAUCUCCUCCAUUCAGGACUGGGAUUAGGUUUCACUUAUCAGGAUAUGGAUGAAGCCAGCUGGUCGGCUUGCAGUGGAUACUCAAGGAUGGCCAACUGAGUGAUGGGGAGAUUCUUAUAUGCUCCCCUCCUUCCUCUCCUCCCUCCCCAGGCCUCCUCCUCCCACCCUUCUGCCCUGCCCCAUAACCCAGGUAGGGCUGAUUGCCUUCAAAAUGCCCUCAGUGGGGCUGCCAGCUACAUGCCCCAACUGGCACCUGCCCCGCAUUCCUGUGACUCCAUCUCCAGGGCUCUGGCUGGCAGGGAUAGGGAGAUAGAUUUGUAGAGGAUCCUCUGACCAGUUGGCAGCAGCCCUCCAAGUUUUAGGAGGAAUCUUGGAAUCUUGGCAGCAUAUCCCUCCUCCAGUGGCAGGGCAGAGGUGGCAUAGUGAUAGGCAUGUCCUAAUGUGCCCUUCCUUCAGCAUGGAGAAUUAGGCCUAUAGCUUUGGUAUAGUAGCCGAUUGCUAAGUAUCUUCUCAAGAGGGCUGUGGAUGGGAAAGCCCUUUGGCCAGGAGAUACAGCCUGAGGUCAUGGUGUGGGAGAAGUUCAGUCCAUUCUGAUGCCUCCUGCCUUUGGCUGUGAUGCCACUGUGACUCCAGCUUUCUCAGGAGGAGCUCUAAGACAUGUGGCCCUGAACCUCAUCAUCUUCACCUUCUUUCAGCUUUUCUGGGAUAAUACCUCACCCUCAGAAUUAGGUCUUAUAAGCCAAUUCACAUAGCAUCAUUUUACUGUGGGAGACCAGCCCACAGGAAACAGCUUUGGGACCCCCCUGCAUGGACUGGGCAAGCUGAUAGUUAAGGCCAUCUGGGGAUCUUUAAAAAACAUUCCUCUCCAGGUACCGUCAUGAAAUUUUAAGUCAUUCAACUCCACCCCCAGCCAUGGGGGUCAAUGGCGACUCUGCCUUGGUCUCCUAGGAAAGACCAUCUCAGGGAGCCCGCUCAGUGACAUCGCUGUGGUUCUUUCCUCCCUCCUUCCCGAGGGCUCAUGGAGGGGGUCCAUUCAGUGACCACAGAGCCCCCUUCUCCACAGAGAAGCUCACUGAGGGGGGCUCCAGGCCAGCAGCUGCUUGACAUUUCCCCUUUGGAAACCUUGAAUGUCAACAGCUUCUUUGCUUCUGCUGUCCCUGCCCUGGCUCCCCAGCCCAGCAACUUGAAUCUGUGCAUCUGUGUCUGUUACAUUUGAGAAUAGAGAUGUGGCUUUUAGA
Messenger RNA from Trichosurus vulpecula (common brushtail), 3145 nucleotides. RefSeq names its product inositol polyphosphate-5-phosphatase K (gene INPP5K). Gene Ontology annotation, molecular function: phosphatidylinositol-3,4,5-trisphosphate 5-phosphatase activity; phosphatidylinositol-4,5-bisphosphate 5-phosphatase activity; inositol bisphosphate phosphatase activity. The coding region runs from base 428 to 1783 and encodes 451 amino acids. Gene Ontology annotation, biological process: negative regulation of peptidyl-serine phosphorylation; negative regulation of phosphatidylinositol 3-kinase/protein kinase B signal transduction; phosphatidylinositol dephosphorylation. NCBI's taxonomy places the organism in Eukaryota, Metazoa, Chordata, Mammalia, Diprotodontia, Phalangeridae. The record is from RefSeq and is a predicted model, not a curated record. The transcript is spliced from 12 exons. Gene Ontology annotation, cellular component: ruffle; plasma membrane; endoplasmic reticulum.